Schistosoma spindalis is the source of this 4529-nucleotide messenger RNA. The record is from the annotation of a GenBank genome assembly. Lineage: Eukaryota; Metazoa; Platyhelminthes; Trematoda; Strigeidida; Schistosomatidae.
GAUUUGAACAUACUUUUUACUACCGCGCGGAUUAAAAUAUAAUACACUAUUCACGUCGUCUGCCCUUCUGCUUUAUUGGCCACGGCUUUGAUCGAAGACUAUAAUAGUAUUAUAAUAUCCUUAUAGGCCUCUUUGCACUACGUUGGCAUUUUGGCCCGGAUCACUAUUACACAAUACUAUUGGCCUCUGUCUUCCUAGUCACGACGUUGGUGCCAUCAGUCGCAGAAGAACCUACGUUAAAUCGAGUGGACUUAUUUGUGGUUGUCAUCCCAGGGAGCAGCUUUCAAGUAACAUUCAUUCUGUAAUAAUUGUUAUUACCAUAUUGCUCAAUACACCACUUGUAUUUAUAAUUGUAUAUUUGUUACCCUUGGUUUAUUUUACCCGUACACAAACACCUAGGGUUUCCACUGUUAACUCUUUUGGCAUAUUAUUAUUAAUAACCUGGUGUAUUAAUAUAUCUUGUAUAAGCUUUUUUUGCUGGGAACCACCACAAAUCUGGUGAGCCCGUAAAUUUCACUUUCGAAACUAGUUCUGAGUUCACUCACAAACAUUUCGGCGUUAUUUUUCUUUUUGGUAGUAAUUAUUUUUUUUAUACAUUUGUAAUGUAUCCAUCCGACGCUGAUGGCAUUAGUCAGGACUGCAUUUAAACAGAGUUAAACGCUCUAAACUUGAUGAAUGUGCCUCCAUUUAGCCGAUUAAAUCCACGUAUUUGGUUUGCACAAGUGGAAGUACAGUUUCAGCGGCGUAACAUACGUUCACAAACAUCAAAGUACUCUUUUGUGCUUGGAAUACUACCGACGGAAGUAGCAUCUGAGGUAUCGGAUCUCAUAGAUAAUGUCCCUGCAGCUAAUGCAUAUGACCAGUUAAAGCAGGCCAUCAUCCAACGUACCUCAUUAUCGGACGAAAAGAGGCUACAACAAUUCCUACACGAGUGUGAGUUAGGUGACAAGUCACCCUCCCAAUUAUUACGCCAGAUGAGGCAGUUAGCUGGACCUUAUAAAGUUGAUGAUGUUUUUCUGAAGGAAAUUUGGCUACAACGUUUACCAACGGUAGUUAAGCAAAUUCUUUGUGCUUCUAGCCAACCUUUAGAUUUAGAAAAUCUAGCUAGCAUGGCCGACAAAAUUUUAGAGGUUACACCUUGUACUACACCGUAUGUGCAGACACUAUCAGAGACUUCGAAUGACAGGCAAACUCCUACAAUAGCGUCGUUAACAGCCGAAUUAGGCGAACUACGAGCACAUCACGAACGAACCAUUGCCAGUCUCGAAAAUAAACUAGAUGGAUUACAACUAUUACUUUCCAAUCUCACAUCUAAAAGGUCUCGCUCCAGUUCCCGAGGGAGUAAGAAUCGAGACACCUCAAAAGGAAAGAAAUAUGAUGAUCACAUAUGUUGGUACCAUAGAAAAUACGGUGACAAAGCUAGGAAAUGCGUCACGUCUUGUAAAUUUUUCAAGUCAUUUUCCUCACCUAAAGGUGUCAACCAAACCAUGGUAACAACAAAUAUUUCGAGUGAUCCUCAUACUCGCCUUUUCCAUGUCCUUGAUAAAACUUCAGGAUAUAAAUUCUUAGUAGACACUGGAGCAGAAGUCAGCGUUAUUCCAGUUACCUUAGCCAACAAACCUGUUCCUAAGGGUGGAAAAUAUACCCUAAGGGCGGCUAACAGGACUGAAAUAAAGACAUUCGGCGAACAAUUUCUAACAUUAGACUUGGGAAUUAAACGUCAUUUAACCUGGGUAUUUAUUAUUGCUGACGUCCGCCACCCCAUAUUAGGUGCAGAUUUUUUAAGCUUCUACAACUUAUUAGUUGACGUAAAAAGAAGAAAACUUAUUGAUUCCUGCACUAAACUUCAAGUCCUGGGAAUUCAGUCAGACUACCACAUACAUAGUAUUAAAAUUGACACUCCAGGAAACGACAUAUUCACCACUAUUUUAUCUAAAUUUCCCAAAAUAACGAAACCGGACUACAGUGAAAACACGGUCCAACAUUCUGUAGUACACCGGAUAAUCACAAAAGGCCAACCAACAUCGGCACGUCCACGCCGAUUACCACCGAACAAACUGAAUGUUGCAAAGGCUGAAUUUGACCACAUGAUGCAACUAGGUAUAAUACGUCCUUCAAAUAGCCCAUGGGCAUCCCCACUCCAUAUGGUGCCCAAGCGGGAUCAGGAUUGGCGACCCUGUGGUGAUUAUAGGUCAUUGAACAACCUAACGUUACCGGACCGUUACCCAAUCCCUCAUUUACAUGAUUUUUCGCUCACUUUACACGGCAAACAUUUUUUUUCUAAAAUCGACCUUGUACGAGCGUACCAUCAAAUCCCAGUAGCACACGAGGACAUAGCAAAAACAGCCAUCAUUACUCCAUUUGGUUUGUUUGAAUUCCUGAGAAUGCCAUUUGGAUUAAAGAACGCCGCACAAACUUUUCAACGAUUUAUGGAUGAGGUCACUAAAGGCCUAGAUUUCGUUUUCGUGUAUAUUGAUGAUGUAUUGAUAGCUAGCAAGUCGUUCCACGAACACAUUGAUCACCUACAUCAAUUAUUCGAAAGAUUUCAGAAAUAUGGCAUAGUUAUUAAUCCAUCCAAAUGUAUUUUUGGGGUCGAGAGUUUAGAGUUUUUAGGUCACAUGAUCGACAAACAUGGAAUUAAACCGUUGGAUACAAAAAUAGAAGCCAUCAAGAACUUCCCAGAACCCGAUUCAUUGAAUAAACUUCGGCGUUUUUUGGGGAUGAUCAAUUUUUAUCGUCGCUUUAUUCCACAUUGCUCAGCCAUUCUACAACCUUUGACCGAGGUGUUAAAAGGCAAAGCUAAAAAGUUCACAUUACCCCCCGAAGCGAAAGAUGCUUUUUCUGCAGCUAAAACAGCGAUCGCUGCUACAACUAUGCUGACCUACAUAAACCCUGAUCCGGAAGCAACACUAAUCUUGUGUACAGAUGCAUCUCAGGCAGCAAUAGGUGCGGUACUACAACAGCGAGUGAAUAAUGAGAUCAAACCACUUGCCUUCUUUUCAAAAAAGCUAGAACCAACUCAAACGCGAUAUAGUACUUUUGGUAGGGAACUAUUGGCUAUUUAUCUGGCUGUUAAACAUUUUAACCACUUACUUCAAGGCAGAGAUUUUGUGAUACUCACGGAUCACAAACCUUUAACCUAUGCUUUCAACGCUAAAAGUGAUCGAUAUUCUCCUAGAGAAACGCGACAAUUGGACUAUAUUUCUCAAUUUUUAACCAACAUACAGUUUAUAAAAGGAGAAUCAAAUGUUGUUGCGGAUACCCUGUCACGUUUCAAUGUCGAUGCAAUUUCCUUCACCAAAGGAAUCGAUUUAUCAGAGAUGGCACGUCUACAAAUAGAUGAUCCCGACCUUGUAGCUUGUAAACAAAAUUCGAGCCUGUCCUUAAAAAGUGUUCCUAUACCGCAUUCCGACUCUACUAUCAUUUGUGAUACUUCGACCGGAAUACACAGACCUUUUGUUCCAAUAGCGUACAGAAAAAGAGUUUUCGAUUGCCUUCAUUCUCUAUCUCAUCCAGGAAUCCGCGCUACUGUGAAACUGAUUUCGGAAAGAUUUGUUUGACCAAAGAUGAAUGCAAAUAUAAAACAAUGGACUAGAAAUUGUUUACAAUGCCAGCGCAGCAAAAUUCAUAGACAUACAAUUACAACACCGUCAACAUUUAGUCUACCCGACCAUCGUUUUCAACAUGUUCAUAUUGAUCUAGUCGAUCCUUUAGCCCCAUCUAACGGAUUUACUUACAUUUUUACUGCGGUAGACCGUUUUACCAGAUGGCCAAUUGCUUGCCCAAUAAAAGACAUCUCCGCUGAAAAUGUUGCCGCCGUAUUUCUCGACAGAUGGAUCGCUAAUUUUGGUGUACCUUCCACAAUUACUUCUGACAGAGGUUCGCAGUUCCAAUCUCACCUCUUCAACGAAUUUACCCGCAUUUUGGGAAUCCAUCACAUCACUACAACAGCAUACCAUCCAGCAGCAAACGGACUAGUAGAACGAUUCCACAGACAACUAAAAAGCUCACUGAUGGUACAACCUGAUGUUUCUAGAUGGAGCGAAUCCCUACCUCUUAUUUUACUUAGCAUACGUUCCACAAUUAAAGAAGACCUCCAAUGUACUCCUGCACAGCUCGUCUAUGGAACUAAUUUAACCUUACCUGGUCAACUAGUGACGCAUAGUUGCAAACCCGUAUGUACGGAUCCCACUUCUUUUUGCGAAAGACUAAUGAGCCAUAUGAAUCACAUCAAACCUGUUUCACCUCGACCAGCUGUCUUAAAAGAGCAAGUUAGCAAACAUCUAGAUACGUGUAAAUUUGUAUUCGUUCGUGUUGACUCUGUAAGACGUCCUUUACAACACCCGUAUGAAGGACCGUAUGAAGUAAUUGAGAGGCAAACAAAAUAUUUCACAAUCAAAAAGAACGGAAAAAACGAGACAAUCUCAAUUGACAGGAUAAAACCUGCUUUUGUAGAAUACGAAACACAUGACAGUCAAAAAGCCAUCUAAAGACAGCAGCAGUCGUACAACGCAGUUUCCUGAACUUCC